CGUCUUGAAGGCAUCUUGGCUCUGGAUUCACUUUGACAGGCUUUUCGUUUGAGAUCAAGAACAUGACUCCAGAGUGUCUACUCGAAUGUCGACUGAAGUACUAAUGAGAUAUCUUCGAAUUUAGAAAUGAACCCGACUUUUGAUACCAUGCCGUCCGCCAAGGUGCACAUGAACAAGGUGAUGCGCGAGGGCUGUGAGCCAAACUCGUUAGAGCGACUUCCUCCUUCUGCGAGCUGCAAUAAACCUCUCACUCCUUUCAGCAUCGCAGACAUUCUCAGUAAACCCAGUGAGGGCACAAGGGCUCACCUGAGUUCACCUGUGCGCAUCAACCGCCGCGUCACGUCUCCCGUGAGCCAGACGUCACCGCUGUGCGCCCUGCAGGAGCUGACAAGUAAAACCUUCAGAGGUCUGGAGAAGGGUGUGAUCCAAGCAGCAGAGAGUAGAGAUGGGCUCAGUGUUUUAGGCCAAAGGAGCAAUCCGAAAAAGCGCAGAAAGUCCAGGACAGCGUUCACACACCACCAGAUUUACGAGCUAGAGAAACGUUUUCUGCGUCAGAAGUAUUUAUCUCCCGUGGACAGAGACCAGGUCGCGCAGCAGCUGGCGUUAACCAAUGCGCAAGUCAUCACAUGGUUCCAAAACCGCCGCGCCAAGAUGAAGCGGGACAUGGAGGAGCUGAAAGCAGACGUGGAGUCGGCCAGAUCAGUAGGAGCCGUGCCUUUAAAGGAAACAACCGCACUGGGUGAGCUGGAAGAAAGUACUACAGAAAGCAAGGGACACAUGGGAACACAGUGGUCCUCUCAGCUUAGACACGAGCUGCAGAGCGCGCACAAAUUGUGCAUGUUGCGCUCCACGUCGUCCUCCUUUUCAGACCACACAAGUCACACUGAAUCUGAAGACGAGGACGUGGAAAUAGACGUGGAUGACUGAUUGCUCACCCGGGUGGUGCGAGAUAAUAAAUGACAGACUGCUCCAAAUCUGCUUUUUCAUUACUAUUUCUGUUCUGUUUAUAAUAUCAUGGAUGAAGAUAUUCUCACAUUUCGUCAUGCUG
Tachysurus vachellii is the source of this 1048-nucleotide messenger RNA. It is a transcript of the gene lbx1b, whose product is annotated as ladybird homeobox 1b. Gene Ontology annotation, biological process: regulation of DNA-templated transcription. Gene Ontology annotation, molecular function: DNA binding; DNA-binding transcription factor activity, RNA polymerase II-specific. The coding region runs from base 127 to 927 and encodes 266 amino acids. The record is from RefSeq and is a predicted model, not a curated record. The transcript has 2 exons. Lineage: Eukaryota; Metazoa; Chordata; Actinopteri; Siluriformes; Bagridae.